Messenger RNA from Drosophila biarmipes, 492 nucleotides. RefSeq lists its product as uncharacterized. Bases 1 to 492 code for a protein of 163 amino acids. NCBI's taxonomy places the organism in Eukaryota, Metazoa, Arthropoda, Insecta, Diptera, Drosophilidae. The record is from RefSeq and is a predicted model, not a curated record. The transcript has 2 exons.
AUGGAGAAGGAUAAGUUGCCAGUUAUUUUACAAAGUGGCAGAACCAAAUUUAUUUUCGAUUCCUUGGAGACCAACUGUGAUCAUGAUUAUGUGGAGUACUUUCGUAAGGUGCCCAACACGACUUUUCUAUUUACUUUUCGAGUGAUGAAAACGAUCCCGACUUUCAACAUCGAUAUCGUUCUAAGCGUUCUAAAAACUAAUAGAGUUUUGUACAAGGCAGAGGACAUAAAGGGCUGUGAUCUUGUGAAGAACCCGCGGAUGUUCAAAAACUUUGGCAGGUCCUUCACUCACCUGGUGGUCAAUGGCAGUUAUUUUAAGUGCCCCAUCGAGCCGAGGAUUUACUAUCUGCAGAACGAGCCCCUGAUGUCCAUGUUUCCCUCCGUCCAUCUAGCUGGACACUUCCAGCUAUCCAUGCGAUUGAAAAUACCAAAUAGCUAUCAACCGUUCGUUAUGGAAUCAACAUGGAAAUAUAAAAUUUCGCGUGUCAAAUAA